This is a messenger RNA of Cladocopium goreaui, 1419 nucleotides long. The record is from the annotation of a GenBank genome assembly. NCBI's taxonomy places the organism in Eukaryota, Dinophyceae, Suessiales, Symbiodiniaceae.
ACUACUGGCAUCAUCCCGCGCAUAAGAAGACCUUAGAGUCGUGGGCCAAAGCGAACAAUGUGGCGAAGAACUUGGGCCUGCCAUCGUACAUCGACUACGAAACUGUCCAGAUCGAACUGCAGUUCCCUUUGUGGUGUGGCAAAGGCAAUUUCCAUGAUGCCAGCAGGAUGCUCCGUCUACAGACGCGCCCUCCACUGCAAAACCGCUGCCUGAAGAGGUGUGGCAAAGGCAAUUUCCAUGAUGCCAACAGGAUGCUCCGUCUACAGACGCGCCCUCCACUGCAAAACCGCUGCCUGAAGAGGUGUGGCAAAGGCAAUUUCCAUGAUGCCAACAGGAUGCUCCGUCUACAGACGCGCCCUCCACUGCAAAACCGCUGCCUGAAGAGGUUCCUUUGGCCCAUUUGGCCCAUGGCGCCUUUCUUCAGGGCAACCAACAAGGACUCCAUCUUCUCGCUGCCCAACAUGGCUGCACAAAGCCACUGGGCCAGUCUGCAGGUUUUGGGCAACGAACCCAUGGGCAAACAAUCCUGCAGAGCUGCACGUGAGCCAGCGGCACAACUUCUGAACUUUAAACCUCUCAGAUGUGAGGAUGUGAGCAGUGCCGUCUCUGUGAGGCACGACGGACCUUUCUGGCACCACUUUCAGCAGCCAGCGAAUGAACAGGGCUUCAAAGAAGUCGUGGAUGCGUCUGAGUACCGGGCCUUUGCAGAGCAUGUGCACGUGAUGGAUGUGAAAGGUCCUCCAGCUGAGGGCUACUACAAGCGGCUGAAGGAACUCGUGCUUGAUCAGGCCAAUUCCUCUGAAGCUGAAGUCAUUCGCCUGGACCAAGUGACUUGUGACCUUUCUCCUGGUGACGGACGGUGGCGUUGGGUCACACGAGAAACGAUCCUGCACAAGUUCGAGCUAUGGUCGGCUGGCUACUUGACUCAGCGCACCCCUGCAGAUUGGGCAAAAACCAUGGCCAAGGCAAUCCCUUGCAAGCUGGAGUCGUUGCAGCCAAAGCAGUUCGACAUGCCCCGGUCCCGAUAUGCUACCAACAAAGAGGCAUCGCAUCAAUGGGAAGAGGCAUUGCAAUUCUGCCAAGUCCGCGCAAGCGUUGUGGUAGCUCUGGAGCGUUUCAGCAAAAACGGCCUGACCUUCGAAGCCACUUUGCCAAACUCGCCCAGCAAAAUGUCCAAAAAAAUGAAGAAGCCCGGAAUGCCUUCCUUCAAGGUCAUCCUGUCAGAUUGCGCAGAUGUCUGGAUCUGGGCAAAGGAUUUGCCGGAUGCCUCCUUCGCUGAGCAGCAGGCGCUGCUUCCUGGACCAGAUGCUCCACAGCAACGUGUGAAGGCCUUUGCGGCAGAAGUUGACAGCGCUGCCUUGCCCUUGUUGUCUUGGAUUUUUACCUUGUUCAUCCUUUUUACCAUGGAUUUCACUAUAA